This is a messenger RNA of Drosophila santomea, 4980 nucleotides long. Its product is annotated as MAP/microtubule affinity-regulating kinase 3-like. Gene Ontology annotation, biological process: microtubule cytoskeleton organization; protein phosphorylation; intracellular signal transduction. NCBI's taxonomy places the organism in Eukaryota, Metazoa, Arthropoda, Insecta, Diptera, Drosophilidae. The transcript has 14 exons. Bases 185 to 3541 code for a protein of 1118 amino acids. Gene Ontology annotation, cellular component: cytoplasm. The record is from RefSeq and is a predicted model, not a curated record. Gene Ontology annotation, molecular function: tau-protein kinase activity; ATP binding; protein serine/threonine kinase activity.
UGUAAGAACAAUAAACACGCCAAGCGCCAGUUGAAAAAGAAAUAAAAUAAAAGAAAAAGUAGCGAUCUCUCCGAGCAACAAGUACUUGUGCACCAACACACUCAAGGGAAGCAGUGCCACGACAAAAAAGCCAAAGAGAGAACAAACGCAGAGAAACCGAAACCAACAGCAAGACGGAGGAGCUAUGGAGGCCACCACUACCACAACACCUGACUUGAAUCGCGGCGAUGCCACCAGGAAGAGUGUGAGGCUGUAUGCCGCCCGCAAGGGGGCGGCACCUGCACCUCCCAAGCUCAGUGUGGCGCCAUCUAGCAACCAGAACAGCAACCACAGCUGCAGCAUCACCAGCAGCAGCAACAACAACAAUAAUAGCAGCAACAACUUGCCGGAAACGGAAAAAGUAAUGGAACUGCGUCAAACACAUCUUGCCAACCAGGAUCUCGAUGGAGCAAUCGAAGACGACAGCAUAGUGGAGCUGCGACGACGUGAUGCCCAAGUCACUCCAUUGCCCAGAAUAGCCGUAUCGGCCUUGCCCACCCUGCAGCCGCAUCCCACGCCCAAAGAACGCCAAAAGCCGCCUAUGCCACGCCUCCUGUCCACCGAAGACGAUGCCGGUGUGUCCUUUGCCCUCGGCUCCAUCGAGAAGCACAUCCACAACGUGGAGGAGAGCUUCAAGCAACAGCAGCAAAACCAACAAUCCCAAUCAUCGAUGGACGUCAUGAAACUGGAGAUCAAGCGCAAGCAAAGCAAGCGAUACGGUGAAACGGAAAACCUUUUGCGACCGGGCAUAAGUGACAUGUCCUCCGAGAAUGACUUUCAGUAUUUGGGCGGCAGGCGGGCAGGCGAACUGGAUGACAGCAAUGAGCUGAUGCUAUCGGAAUUCCAGCGUGGCAGCGACGGUCGUAACUCGAUCGGAGCGUAUUCCAAGAACUCGGCAGCUGCCGCAAACGGAGCAAAUGCUGUGAAGGCUAAACUGGCACGUACUGCCUCCGACACGAAGAAUAAUGAUACGGUGCUGGCCAUGAGGGCCACUCUAAAGCAGAAGCAGCAGUUGCAGGACGAGAAACAGCCUGCAGUAUGGCGACCAGCUGGCACGGCACCCGUUCCGGCGGCCAGGAGCUCCUCCUCCACCAUGUCCACCUCCGCCUCUGCCAGUCGUGGCGGUAGCAGCAGCAGUGUAGUGGAUGGAGUGACUCCAUCUAAGCUAACGGCCACCACAAUUUCGGCGUCCAAGCGGCGUGAGGAGAAUUUGCGACAAUUUGAAGCUUUGUUGGCCCAGAAGUCUUCCCAUCGUCAUGGAGCCUCUUCUGGAGCAUCUGGUGCCUCGGGAACUGGAAGUAAUGCAGCCAGCUCGAAAAAACGUUCGGAGCGGCCAAUUGUGGCGCCCAUUCCGCCGUACAAUUCCAGUCGAGCAGAGCCCGUGACCAGCUCGACCACAAGAGGUGUUGAUCCGACGUCCCAUUCGGGACAUGAAUCGAGAUCCGGUAGAGGAACAGGCAUAGCUCACCCGCCUGUAGGACACCAUCCCACUAGCCGCGUACCCAGCGUGGUGGCAAAUCGCAGCAAUGUGUACAGCAACAAUGCUGCGCAGGGUUCGCCUAACAUGCAAAUGCGGAGUAGUGCUCCAAUGCGAUGGCGCGCUACUGAAGAACAUAUUGGCAAAUACAAACUCAUAAAGACGAUCGGCAAAGGCAAUUUCGCCAAGGUGAAACUAGCGAAACACCUGCCCACUGGCAAGGAGGUGGCCAUCAAGAUAAUUGACAAGACCCAACUCAAUCCUGGGUCACUACAGAAACUCUUUAGAGAGGUUAGAAUAAUGAAGAUGCUGGAUCACCCCAACAUAGUUAAAUUGUUCCAAGUAAUCGAAACCGAGAAGACGCUCUAUCUGAUCAUGGAGUACGCAUCCGGCGGAGAGGUCUUCGACUAUCUGGUUCUCCACGGACGCAUGAAGGAGAAGGAGGCGCGCGUCAAGUUUCGACAAAUCGUCUCAGCAGUGCAAUAUUGUCAUCAAAAAAGAAUAAUUCACAGGGACUUAAAAGCUGAAAACCUUUUGCUGGACAGCGAACUGAACAUCAAAAUCGCUGACUUUGGCUUUUCGAACGAGUUCACGCCCGGCUCAAAGCUGGACACGUUCUGUGGUAGUCCGCCGUAUGCGGCACCGGAACUGUUUCAGGGCAAGAAGUACGACGGACCCGAGGUCGAUGUUUGGUCGCUGGGCGUCAUCCUGUAUACGUUAGUGAGCGGUUCCCUGCCCUUCGACGGCUCCACCUUGAGGGAGUUGCGUGAACGCGUGCUCAGAGGCAAAUAUAGAAUUCCCUUCUAUAUGUCGACUGACUGCGAAAACUUGCUCCGCAAAUUCUUAGUACUGAAUCCCGCAAAGCGUGCUAGUCUGGAAACAAUCAUGGGCGACAAAUGGAUGAACAUGGGGUUUGAGGAAGACGAACUCAAGCCCUAUAUUGAGCCCAAAGCCGAUUUAGCCGAUCCCAAGCGGAUAGGUAAGACGGAAGCUCUAGUCGCGAUGGGCUACAAUCGGUCGGAGAUCGAGGCUUCGCUCUCCCAGGUGCGCUACGACGAUGUUUUCGCCACAUAUUUGCUGCUGGGUCGCAAGAGUACAGACCCGGAAAGUGACGGAUCACGAUCGGGCUCUUCGCUCUCACUGCGCAACAUCUCGGGCAACGAUGCCAAUGCUGGUAGUGCGAGUGUCCAGAGCCCCACGCACAGAGGUGUCCACAGGAGCAUAUCGGCGUCCAGCACGAAGCCAAGUCGCCGAGCCUCGUCUGGUGCGGAAACUUUGCGUGUUGGACCGACAAAUGCGGCAGCAACAGUUGCGGCGGCCGCGGGAGCCGUUGGUGCGGUUAAUCCAAGCAAUAACUACAAUGCUGCAGGAUCAGCGGCGGAUCGAGCAUCAGUUGGCAGCAACUUCAAGCGACAGAACACAAUCGACUCGGCUACGAUUAAGGAGAACACAGCGCGACUGGCCGCUCAGAAUCAGAGACCCGCUUCGGCCACUCAAAAGAUGCUCACCACGGUAGACACCACACUGAACAGUCCCGCCAAGCCGAGAACGGCAACGAAGUACGAUCCGACGAAUGGCAAUCGCACCGUCAGCGGCACAAGUGGCAUCAUUCCACGUCGCUCUACCACGCUUUAUGAAAAGACUUCGUCGACGGAGAAAACCAACGUUAUUCCUGCAGAGACAAACAGUGGAUCGGCAGCUCCCGCUGGAAAGGGUCAUACCAAAAGCGCGUCUGUCUCGAGCCCUCGCCCCUCUACAGACGGAUGCGUCUCGGUCUCAAAUGACCCACUCGGAACGAGUCUGUUCGAUCGACUUAGAAUGGCAUCGGCUGUUAAAUCAAGCAGACACUUUCCAAGGAAUGUUCCAUCACGUUCAACCUUUCACUCUGGUCAAACCAGAGCACGAAACAACACAGCGCUGGAAUACUCGGGCACCAGCGGUGCCUCCGGCGACUCCUCCCAUCCGGGUCGCAUGAGCUUCUUCUCCAAACUCUCCUCACGUUUUAGCAAACGGCCAAACCAGUAAUUAACAAAACAAGCAUUAACUACUUCUUGUUAAUAGUUCUAAAACUGAAACUGAAACAAACGAUUCCCCUAGAGUAAACGCGCGUGACGGAGAGGUUCAGAUAUGAACAGACAGACACAGAUAUGGUCGAAUCACGAAUCCAAUCGGAUCGCUCGGAUCGGAUCAGAUCGGGAAACGAUACUGUUCACGUAGCCGUUGCCGAUGACGAUGCCGAUCCGAAAUCGCUUUCGAAUUCCAUUUCGAGUUCAGAGUUCAGAUCCGUUUCCGGUUUCGAUUCGAACCCCCUUCAAAUGAACCACGACAACGUUGAGUUCCGUUGCGUUAAUUGAAAUUUCACAAAUACGCCUAUGUUUUAUUACAAUUAUUAACUAAUUAUACAUAUAAAUUUAUAUAAAUUAAAGAUACAUAUACAUAUAUUUAAAAGUAAAGCAACCACAAACAGAAAUUACGAAACCCUUUGUUUUCAUUGUUUUGUAAAACGAUGCGAGGAGCGAUCAGCAAAAGGCAAUACAGAAUAAAUCAAGAAUUAUACAAAUUAAAACCGAAACGAAACCGAUACAAACAUAAAAAUCCACUAAGAAACCAAGAUAUAUGAUAAAUGCAAUGAUCAGAGAGAAUCCUGACUACACUUGCUGUCACUGUCACGAUUAUGGAUUAUAUUAACUACUAUAUAUUACACCUACGAGUACUACCUAAACUACAUAUAUAUUUAUGUUAAAUGCGUAUCGCAAUUAUAGUUAUACAAACCAAUAUCACUGAGGAAGUGAACGUGAGAUAUAACUGCAAGAAAGUAAAUUAAUGUAAGCCUAACUCAACUAAACCGAUCUAAACUGAACUAAAGUGCGUGGUGUUUUCGCCUACAUCAUUAUUUUAUAGUAACCACAAUAAAACACCAAAAGAAGUUGCUAAUUUUGUAACGAUGAUCUUGAAUUUUAUUUAGCGAUCUUUGUAUUUAUAUGUAUGUGUAUGUAUGUAUGGAUCUGUAUUUGUAUUUCGAUAUGAGCUUGAAUUAAAUUGUAUCCGUGGAUCAUACAAUCAAUCAAUAUCAAUAUCAACCAACCAAUCAACCAACCAACCAACCAACCAAGCAGCCAGCCAGCAAACUAACGAUCUUGCAAUUCAUAAUCACCCAGAAGCCAGAUGUGCAGCGUAUUUAGUAAUUAAGCAUACCACGUAGUCACUAAAAAACAAUACAAAGCGAUACAUAAAAACCAAUUUAACUUAAAUUCAAGGAAUAACAAUGUAUUACCACUAGUGCAUGUGACCAUUUUAUUUGUACAGCUGAUUAUCUAUAGAUCGUGUUAUCGUCGGGCGCCUUCAGUGGCUUGAUCAGUAGUUAUCUAUACAUAUUAAGUUUCAAAGAAAUAACGCAUAAUUAAAACAAUUGAUAAUUUAAUAAAUCCAUAAUAAACGAUGUGAAACAUUUGCGAGCAAAAGUA